This is a messenger RNA of Penicillium olsonii, 1362 nucleotides long. The record is from the annotation of a GenBank genome assembly. Lineage: Eukaryota; Fungi; Ascomycota; Eurotiomycetes; Eurotiales; Aspergillaceae.
AUGGUUCAAGAUGACUCCGCGCAGGCGGCGCAAGGAAUCGUCUCCCUUCUGGACACAGAUCUCUACAAGCUGACCAUGCAAUGCGCGGUCCUCAAGUACUUCCCAGAUGUUUCUGUGACCUACAGCUUCACAAAUCGAACCCCGCACAUGAAAUUGCGGCGCGCAGCUUACAAAUGGUUGCUGGAGCAGCUAAACAAUUUGGCUCAUAUCCGCGUGACUGCCGAGGAGCGCGAAUUCCUGCGCGAAAAGUGCCCGUACCUCAAUGACGCAUACCUUUCCUACCUCGAGACCUUCCAACUCAAUCCUUCCGAGCACGUCGAAGUCAAGUUCGUUGCGACACACGAUACCGGCAGUGACAAUGACGAGGGCAAUGUCGAAUAUCUCAUCAAGGGACUCUGGCUCGACACAAUUCUUUAUGAAAUUCCUCUGCUGGCGUUGACCAGCCAGGCAUAUUUCAUGUUCAGCGAUACGGACUGGGAUUAUGAGAACCAAGAAGAGAAGGCAUACCAGAAGGGAUGCACGCUGUUGGAGAACGGCUGUGUGUUCUCUGAAUUCGGCUCGCGUCGUCGACGAGACUACCACACGCACGACUUGGUCAUGAAGGGGCUUUGCCGCGCCGCAGAGGAGGGGAAAAAGCAGGGCUGGCCUGGUGCCAUGUCUGGAACAAGCAAUGUCCACUUUGCUAUGAAAUACAAUAAGCCUGCUGUUGGAACGGUGGCGCACGAAUGGUACAUGACUAUUGCGGCGAUCACGGAUGAUUAUCCGAACGCCAACGAGCUAGCACUCAGCUACUGGCUCGGCUGUUUCGGAGAGGGUGUUCUCGGAAUCGCGUUGACCGAUACCUUUGGCACACCGGCUUUCCUCGACGCGUUCAGCAAGCCGAUCUCGGUUCCAAACGAAAAUGCCGCUGUUAAGUCAAAGACUACAUACGCACAGUGCUAUACAGGCGUCCGCCAAGACUCGGGAGACCCAACAAACUUCGUCAAGAUGGUUCGAGAAUUCUAUGACCGACAGGGUAUCACUGACAAGAAAGUUGUGGUAUUCUCGGAUUCACUGGAUAUUGAGCACUGUCUGGAGUACAAGACAAUUGCUGAAGAGGCAGGCCUCACCCCCACGUUUGGAGUGGGAACUUUCUUUACCAACGAUUACACAAACAAAGCAACAGGCGAUAAAUCCAAGCCAUUGAACAUCGUUAUUAAAAUCGCUACUGCGAAUGGAAGUCCCGCUGUCAAGCUCAGUGACAACCUCGGGAAGAACACUGGUGACCACGCCAAGGUGGUAGAGGUCAAGAAGAAGUUGGGCUAUGUUGAGCAAUCCUGGGAGGCGGGCGAUGAAAGUCACCGCUGGACGAAGCAGGCUUGA